This is a messenger RNA of Notodromas monacha, 978 nucleotides long. NCBI's taxonomy places the organism in Eukaryota, Metazoa, Arthropoda, Ostracoda, Podocopida, Cyprididae. The record is from the annotation of a GenBank genome assembly.
UUUAUAUCAGCAAGGUCUUCGUGUUUCGAACGAAUAAGCAGUGAAAAAUAUUUUUUCAACUUGCGGAAGUUUCAAAAAAUGGGAAUCACGUUGUACUACUUGCCCCACAGCCCUCCGUGCAGGGCUGUUCAUCUUCUCGCAAAAGAACUUGGGCUUGAAAUCGAAAUCAAAACCGUGAACCUCCUGGAAAACGAGCAUUUGAAUCCGGAAUUUAUUGCGAUAAAUCCCAUGCACACGGUUCCCGCCUUAGACGACAACGGAUUCGUCAUCUGGGAGAGCCAUGCCAUCAUGCAAUAUUUGGCAAACAAAUAUGGAAAAGAAGACGAUGGAUGGUACCCGAAAGAUCCGGAAAAAAGAGCAAUUGUCGACAAUCGCAUGUUUUUCGACGAUGGGACAUUAUUUUCCGCCAUGCGAGGCUACGUGUACCCCGUCUUUCGACAAGAAGUCGAGCAUUUUUCCUCUUCCUUGAGGACAAAAAUGAAGGAAGCUUUGGGAUGGCUUGAUGGGUUCAUUGAGAAAUCCGGAGGAUGGGUCGCGGGUCCGAACAAAACCAUCGCCGACAUCUGCCUCGUGGGGACCAUGUCCAACAUCGAAAAAAUGCCAGGGAUUCACGACUUCGAAGUAAGCACGUACAAACACAUCGAGGAGUGGAUGACGAGGUGCAAAGCCGAGCUGAAGGACUACGACGAAACUAUGGAACAAGGCGCUUACAAGUGGCUCGAAGUUUUCAAAAAAAUCGCCGAAGGCAAAGAAAUAAAGUGAAAUUUAAUCAUUCUCUUUUGCUUCUACUGUAUACUCGAUCGUUUUAACGUACACGGCAAGCACGAACUAAUAUAUAUGCAUAGAACACGCGUCCUUCGGCCUUUCUUCGUCAAUUUUAUCGCAUUCGUAUUCAAUUAGAGGUCGAAUCGAGAGACUUUUAGUGAAAUUUAUGCUGUGUGUUCUGGUGGAAUGAAAAGCGCUUUUUUUCGCACGGAA